Parathielavia appendiculata is the source of this 306-nucleotide messenger RNA. Its product is annotated as fungal hydrophobin. The coding region runs from base 1 to 306 and encodes 101 amino acids. Gene Ontology annotation, cellular component: extracellular region. The record is from RefSeq and is a predicted model, not a curated record. Lineage: Eukaryota; Fungi; Ascomycota; Sordariomycetes; Sordariales; Chaetomiaceae. The transcript is spliced from 3 exons.
AUGAGAAUCACCCCUGUUAUCCUGCCAGCGGCCCUCUGGUCCACUCUUGCGCUGGCCCUGCCGGCGCAGCCUGAAGGACGCCAGGCAUACGUGCCCUGCUCCGGCCUCUACGGCACUGCUCAGUGUUGCGCGACCGACGUCCUUGGUCUUGCGGACCUCGACUGUGGCGGCCCCGUGACUACGCCUGCCAACGCAACCGACUUCAGCGCCAUCUGCUCCGCCAUUGGCCAGCGCGCUCGCUGUUGUGUGCUCCCUGUUUUGGACCAGGGCAUUCUCUGUCAAACCCCGGCUGGUGUCGACGACUAA